Messenger RNA from Salvia splendens (bonfire salvia), 1320 nucleotides. RefSeq lists its product as uncharacterized. The coding region runs from base 1 to 1320 and encodes 439 amino acids. The record is from RefSeq and is a predicted model, not a curated record. Lineage: Eukaryota; Viridiplantae; Streptophyta; Magnoliopsida; Lamiales; Lamiaceae. The transcript has 3 exons.
AUGCAACGGGAGGAGGACUAUCGCCUACGCGAAAUACCAUUCGCUUUGAAGGAGGAAGCCAACACAUUGCUGUUAAGGUUGCCACAGGAUUCUAUCCGUAACUGGGGAGAUUUCACAUUGGUCUUCUUAGACUACUUUUUCCCUUCGAACAAAAUCAAUGCCCUCAAGAAGGAUAUUCUGGAGUGUAAGCAGGAUUAUGAUGAGUCCUUGAGUCACUAUUGGUCACGUUUUAAAGGGUUGCUCGAUGCUUGUCCAAAUCACAGGAUGAUAGAGGCUGAAACCUUUUAUCUGUUCUACGAGGGAGCAAACCCUGAGUCAAAGGAUCUGAUGAAUUCCUCGAGUGGGAGAAAUUUUACAAAGAAGAAAGUAAGUGAAGCUAGAGAAACUUUGGGAAGGGAUGAGAGAGUGGAGGUAAGGAUUGACAGGUUGGAAAAAGCACUUCUGAAUGCGAUCGAGAAAAGCAACCCCCCUGCCUCACAAGAAAAAGAGAAAACUCCAGGCCAAGAAGAAACUCCACCCCAACAGUACUAUGGCCCUCGAGAGGGAGAAUACCAGGCCCAGGGGAACCAGGGGCCAGGAAAUCAGUACAACAACAAUUCAGGAGGUCAAGGAAAUUUCCGCUCAAAUCAGGGAAAUGGACCUAAUCACAGUCAAGGAUCAGGUACCAGUCAACCGAAUUCCAGAUCACAGAGAAGCAUGCACGACAUGGUACACGACCUAGUCAGUACGCAGCAGCACAUGCAGAGCAAUUUGCAGCCCAACAAUGACGUGGUGCAUAAACCUCAGAUGGAACACAAGGCUGCGAUGGACAUGAUGGCAAAACAGUUAUCUCAGAUAGCAACCUCCCUAAGUGAGAUGCGAGGGAACGAAGGGAAAAUCCCUGCCACAGUCAAGCCACCGGACAGGGCAAACAUCAGUCAAAUCACUCUGAGGUCCGGACGUGGUUAUGAAGGUCCUACGCUGAAAGUGGAUGGAAACAUACCUCCCGCGAUGAGCAAGGAGAAGGAGAACCCAAGUUCCUAUAAAGGCUAUACUGAAACAGGGGAGACCAGAACAGAGGAUGACGUUCAGACUGGUGAUUUGGGAAGACCACUACCCCGGAUGGCUGACCCAUUCUUCCUAGACCCGGAGCCCAAGGUAGAGGUUGAAAAGGUGAUGAAGGAAACUGGAGAAUCCUCUAAGGGAGAUUCCCCUAGCAUGGUGAAGCAAGUAAAGCCAUUUCCCUACGGAGGGGAGGCCAAGAAGAAAAAGGAUGAACCAGUAGACUUCAUGGACAUUUUGGAAAGCUGGAGAUCAACUUUUCGUUCCUGCAGGCCUUGA